UGAGGUACAAUUUUUGUCUAUUUGAAGGAUAGUGAGUUAAAUUGUUAUUUACUGAUUGGUUAAGUAUUAUAUCUUUGAGUGAUACAAUUGCAAAAAUUUUCCGUAAACUUUGGUGACAUUGGUUAAGAUUUUUCUGGAAACAAUUAAUAAUCUUUACAUUUGGCUUAUCUGCUUUAACUGGGUCAAUAAACGUUGAGUCAAAAUGUAAUUUCAAUUGUUUACUAGAGUAAUUUGAUUUUUUCAAUUUUUCCAUGGAUUAUUUUGCUCUUUUGGUUUAUUCCCAUAACCUUUCAUGAAUCUCAAUCUCAUUCAACCCAAUUCAAUCCAUUCAUCUUCAACUUUUAAUGGACAACUUUAUUUUCAUUAACGGUCAUUAUCCUUGUGCCAUUGUUGAAUACAUGUUAUGCUCAUAAAGUAUUUCAUCUUCAAUCAAAUUCAAUUGUAGUUCUUUGAAUCUUGCCCAUGAACCUAACUUGUUCAACUAAUCAACAGUGACUUCUGCUGGUUAUUAAACAAUCAGCAAGGCUUUCUUAAUUAGUAUGUUUUCCCAUCUUAUGGAUUCUUUUGAUUGACUAAACAGUAUUUAAAGCAUUAGAAUCCAAUGUUUCCAAUUGUGCAGUAUUUAGUGUUUGGCAAAAGAUCAAUUCUUCCACGAGAUUCAAAAUUUCAAUGUUCACUCUAAUUAGUGUAAUCAUUUUAUUUGCAUCAAUUACAUGUUUUAUAACUGUGAUUAAUGUACCUGAAGAUUCAAACAGAAUCCUUCAAUGUAACCUGUGCUCAUUUUUAUAGUUGAAUUUUUCAGAUUAAUUACAACGUACAAUUUUUAUGCUUCUACCAAGUUUAGUCAUUGACAUUACUUGAUUCAAUCCUUAACAUUUAUAUGUUAUGAAUUCAAGUGUCUUUGUACGAGUUUAAUGUGAAUGCGAGUAAGAAUGUCACCUCCAUCAGGUCAACCCAUUUUCGUGUACACAGUGUCAUUUUUGUCUGCCAUCGGUGGUUUCCUCUUUGGCUAUGACACUGGUAUUGUUUCUGGUGCCAUGGUUUUGAUUAAAAAGCAGUUGGAUCUGAACGACAUUUGGCAAGAGCUGAUUAUCAGCAUAACUCUAGUAUUUGCUUGGAUAUUUAGUACAAUUGUUGGAUACUUUACUGAUCGUCUUGGCCGUCGACCAGUCAUUCUGUUUGCUUCAACUGUAUUUACUCUAGGCUCAGUAGUUAUGGCCAUCGCAAUGGGCAAGUGGACUUUGCUCAUUGGCCGAGCAAUCGUCGGUGUUGGCAUUGGACUAUCAUCCAUGGUCAUUCCCAUGUAUGUAGCUGAAGUGGCUCCUAGUAGCAUUCGUGGAUCUCUCGUCACAAUCAACACUUGCUUCAUCACCGGCGGACAGUUCAUUGCUUCUGUAACUGCUGGUUUCUUGAGUUAUUUAGAUCAUGAUCUUGCUUGGAGGUUAAUGUUGGGUAUUGCCGGUAUUCCUGCGUUUCUCCAAUUCAUUGGAUUCUUCUUCAUGCCUGAAUCACCUCGUUGGUUGGUCAAGAAAGGCAAAGACGAGCAAGCUAAAGCCAUUUUAUGCCGAAUUCGUAGUUGCGAGAGAGCAGCUCAACUGGAAUAUGAAAUGAUCAAAGACAGUUGCAUUGCCGAAGAAGAGUCAAAUGUUGAAACUAACAAUGCUAGUGUUUUAUCAAAAGUAUUUGCAUCUCAACCGUUGAGACGAGCUCUAUUGGUUGGAUGUGCACUGCAAGCUGUUGCUCAAUUAUCUGGAAUCAACACUGUUAUGUAUUAUAGUGCGACAAUCAUUCAAAUGUCCGGUGUUUACGAAGAAACAUUGGCCAUUUGGUUAGCCGCUGCUGUGGCUUCUGUAAAUUUCCUUUGUACAUUUAUUGGAUUCUAUCUGGUUGAAAGAACUGGUCGACGUAAGCUAACUCUUGGAUCACUUUCUGGUGUAAUACUUAGUUUAGCCGUUCUUGCCGCUGGCUUUCAAUUGACUGAACGUGAAUCUCCCGCCAUUCACCCUGAACCUUUAAAUUCAUCAUUACCAUUUUCAUUCUCUGCUGAUAUGGACAUUUGCUCAAUUCAAACAUCAUGUCGUAGCUGCAUCGCACGACCUGAAUGUGGAUUUUGUUUCUCUGAUUAUCCUCCAUGGGAGAAUGGAUCGUGUCUUUUGACCGCAAGAACGCCUCAAUCAGAAUGGGAUGAAAGCAAAUCUCAAUAUGGAACUUGUUCCAAUGGAACAAUUGUGCCAAAAAAAUUAGUUUGGGCUUACGAUUGGUGUCCAUCUAAAUAUGCUUGGCUCACAAUAAUGGGUUUAUGUCUUUACUUAUUCUUUUUCGCACCCGGAAUGGGUCCCAUGCCAUGGACUAUCAAUGCUGAAAUUUAUCCAUUCUGGGCUCGUGGUACUUGCUAUUCAAUAUCCACUUCAGCCAAUUGGGCUUUCAAUCUACUCGUUUCAUUGACAUUCCUUUCCUUGACUAAGGCCAUCACAAAAUACGGAGCUUUCUGGCUUUACUGUGGCUUUGCCAUUGUUGGUUGGAUAUUCUUCUUUUUCGAGUUACCUGAAACACGGGGAAUGUCACUUGAAAAUGUCGAAGAAUUGUUUGACAAAUCGAAGAACAAAAGCAAAUCAAAGAAACAACCAGUCUCAGCUUCUAGUGUAACAAUCAACAGCAAAACACCGAUAGUGAAACACUGAAGAGGUCAUAAAAUAACUUGAAGCAACUCGUUGUGACGAUCAUAUGAGAUCGAUGGAUGCAAUUUUUAUUUUUGUUUUUUAAACAUAAAUUUUUAACAUGUACAAAGAAGAACGACGAUAAGUUGUUGAACUUUUACCAUCACUACUAUUCCAAUUUCAACAUAGUUUGUGUAUUUUAAUUGUCAAAUAUUGUAAAAAUUCAAAUUGUAUAAUUAAUCUAGUUUCAUUAAUUUUCUUUAAAUGUAAAUGCAAUGCAUUUCAGUUAAAAUUUAAUUGUAAAAACCAAUUAAGAGUUGGUAAUCAAUGAAGUAUUUCUUCCAAUUUCAGUUUUAUGCCCUUUAAUUCAAAAACGAACCCAAAGCGAUCUUGUUGAAGCCAAUGUCUCUGUGAUUUCAAACUUCCAAGCUUCUACAAAUAAAUCUAACUUAAAAAAAUUAAAA
Molecule: messenger RNA, 3121 nt
Organism: Tetranychus urticae (two-spotted spider mite)
Lineage: Eukaryota; Metazoa; Arthropoda; Arachnida; Trombidiformes; Tetranychidae
Product: proton myo-inositol cotransporter
Biological process (GO): transmembrane transport; myo-inositol transport
Cellular component (GO): apical plasma membrane
Molecular function (GO): myo-inositol:proton symporter activity
Source: RefSeq, a predicted model, not a curated record